AUGGAAUUGGGUUUCUGGAGUUUGGUUUUCACAGCUUCAAUUGGUGGGUUUGGUGCUUUGCUUUUGAUCCUAAGGAGAGCAAAUGAGUGGUAUUUUGUGAGCAGAUUGGGAGAAAGGCAGAAGACUCUGCCUCCAGGUGACAUGGGCUGGCCUUUCCUUGGCAACACCUUGUCUUUCCUCAAGGCUUUAAAAUCUGAUGAUCCUGAUUCUUUCAUCUCCAACUAUGUCAAAAGGUAUGGCAGCACAGGAAUUUACAAGGCCUAUUUGUUUGGAAAGCCAACCAUAAUUGCUACAGCACCUGAAACAUGUAGGCAGGUCUUGAUGGAUAGUUUACAAUUUAAGACUGGUUGGCCAAAAUCAACUUCCGAUUUAAUGGGAAGGAAAUCAUUUAUGAGUCUUUCUGAAGGGGAACACAAACGCCUUCGCAGGCUGACCGCAGCCCCGAUCAGCGGUCACAAGGCAUUGGCUAUGUACCAUGAGUACAUUAAGGAUGCCAUAGUAAGUUCAUUGGAUGAAUUGGCCAAAGCAGAGAGGCCUAUUGAGUUCUUGACUGAGAUUAGGAAGAUUACUUUUAAAAUAAUCAUGUUUAUUUUCCUGAGCUGUGAGACUGGUCCAAUGAUGGAGACCAUGGAGAAAGAAUAUGCUAUUCUCAAUCAUGGACUAAGAGCCAUGGCCAUAAACCUUCCCGGCUUUGCUUUUCAUAAAGCGCUCAAGGCUAGGAAAAAGAUGGCUAUGAUUAUUCAAGGUGUUGUAGAUGGAAGAAGGGCUAGAAAAGCAAAUAAUCUAUCACGGGAAAGGACAGAUUUGAUGGAUUUGUUAAUGGAAGUUGAAGAUGAGAAUGGUAAAACAUUAGAUGAUGAGGAGAUAAUAGACAUAAUUCUCAUGUACUUGAAUGCUGGAUAUGAAUCUACAGCCCAUGCCACUUUGUGGUCUACUCUCUUCUUAAACGAACAUCCAGAAUACUACCAAAAAGCCAAGGCAGAGCAAGUGGAGAUUCUUAAAAGGGAAUCAUCACCGGAAGAGGGAUUGAACUUUAAAGGAACUAAACAGAUGGAAUAUCUAUCUAAGGUAAUCGACGAAACACUGCGCAUGGUUAACGUCUCAUUGUAUGGCUAUCGGGAGGCUGCAACUGAUGCGAACGUCGCUGGUAAAUUUCUCUACUUCCUCCUUUUCUUGUUUCAUCUGUUUCUUGUACAGAAGAAAACUUACUACAACAUGCUGUGCCUCCAAGGUUACACAAUACCAAAGGGCUGGAAAGUAAUGAUGUGGUACAGAGGUGUUCAUUUGAACCCAGAAUAUUAUCCGGAUCCAAAGGAGUUUAAUCCCUCGAGAUGGAAUGAAAAUAAAGCCAAGGCAGGGACUUUCAUUCCCUUUGGAAUAGGAAGUAGGCAAUGCCCUGGAAGUGAUUUGACCAAGCUUGAAAUUUCUAUAUUUCUUCACUAUUUUCUCCUUUAUUAUGAGUGA
This is a messenger RNA of Prunus armeniaca (apricot), 1464 nucleotides long. NCBI's taxonomy places the organism in Eukaryota, Viridiplantae, Streptophyta, Magnoliopsida, Rosales, Rosaceae. The record is from the annotation of a GenBank genome assembly.